AUGAACGUAGUCGGAGGAGUUUAACUUAAUAACAUUAACAGUUUUCAGCACACUCUAAAUCAGACCAUCUCGCCCACUAAUUACCAGACUAUGCAAGCUAAUAUUGACAGAAGUUAAAUCAUCAAUCAGCCAAACUAGUUUAAUAUGUACGGGAGAAAUCAACCAUAAACAGGAAUCAAUUCCUAAUAUUCAUAUUAAUCGCAAACAGAUGAUUAAAUGUCUACUCGAGGACCAAUGGAACAAUUGGACAACUCCAAUACUAAGGCCAACAGAAAAUUCAUAUAGAAUGCAGCUUUGAAAUUUCGGAGAAAAUUGAUUAAUAACAAUGCCACUAAGAGAAACGGGUCAAAUCAGAGAAGUCCCUUGGUUGAGUAGUAAGUUAACUAGCAGAGCAACGCUGCGAAUAAUAACAAUUAACGAUAUUAAUACCAGACUGUCUCUCCUCGUCCUUAAGCAUAGUAAAUUAAUGUCAAUGCUAGCACUAUUAGCAACACUAGUAAGAAUGUAUCAGUAAUAAGUGAUAACGCUAGAAGAUUUAAUGAUUUACAUCUGCCUUCUACUUUUGAAAUCUCUCCUAAUAGACCCAAUAUCUAGCAGUUUUAGACAAAAACUCCGAUUUAAAUGAAGCCGAAAGCUAAUGGCAAGAAUCUGUAAUUGAACUUUGUUAAUGGGAAAUUGGAAUAAAUACUUGAUCAAUAAUUCAAGAUACAUAACUCAUCAACAAACCGACAAGCAAACCAAACCACUUUAAAUACCUAAGGUGUUGCUGGCCAGUAAAAUUCAUUCAUGAUAAAUCCAUCCUCUCAGGAUUCUAAGAUAUAAUUACUCCUAUCGAAUGGCUAGCCAUCAUCAAAGUCCUAGGCAAGAGAAAAGAUAUCUAGUAAGUUCAAUCGUCAUAGCAGAAUGCAAGGUCAAACUAAGAAGGGCUAACAAUCCAGGCAAAAUAAUGAUCUAAAGAGAUAAGCCUCAAAUAAUAGUACAUCACCAAUAUCUGCCAGAUCGCAACGGACCACUGAAGUCUAAAAUAAAAAUAAAUAAAACUAGUAAUAGUAGCAAUAGCAUCAGUAGAAUCAUCAACAAUCAUUUUAGUAGAAUAUGAUUAAUAACAUUUAGCAGUAAAUUCUUGGUGGAGAUAUGCAAAUAGUCUAGCUAAACUUAGGCUCAUAAGCUACUCCCAAGCAGUAAAAUAUCAUUAAUAUGACUUAGAUCGGUUGGAAUAAUCAGAAUAUGGAGAAAUCCAUUAUGAUAAACAAUAACAUUAACAUUAUAAAUAACAAUACUACUAGCAGCAAUGAUAAUUCUAUAUAUAACACAGCACGUAGAGGGCCAUAGUUAAAGGACAUUUAUAUAACUAAUUAGUAAAUUCUUAAUAGUACCAGAUUAAAUGACAGAAAUAAAAAACUCAUUCUAAACACAACCAACCCAUCAGAUAUAGGAAUACCUCUCUUAGGUAUUACUGGAUAUGGCACAUCAACGAAUGCUUAAAUUCAGAACUAAAUAAACUAGAUCUAGAAAAGAGCGAUGGAGAAUCACCCACCCAAGAUGUAGUAAUCUUCCUUCCCACCUGUCUUAACUAAUAAUAGUAUCCCCCAAGAUUUCAAGGAACUCCUCAUUCAGCAAAGUAUAAAUAAGGCCAAGGAUGGUCAUUCCAAAAGAAGUUCUAAUAAGACCACACAGGAAAAUCAGAUGAUAAUAAACUAGAAUGCUCAGCUAAUGAAAACCAUAGAUUUUUCAAAGAUAUAAAACAUAGUAGCCUAGAAAACAUAAGGAGAGCGAAACGGUAGAUCUGGAAGCUCUAUAAACACAAGCAAAGAUGGUGCCUUUUCUCAAAUUGGCUCUAGUUCUAAUUCUUUGCAAAGAAAAUUUAUCUAAGGAAAAGAAGAGAUUAAUCAAAAGCGUGGGUUACCUUUAUCAGGUGAUGAUGCAUAUAAAGUAUACUAUUAGAGUUUGAAUCCUUUUGAGCGUGAGGAGAUCAAGAGUUUUGAAACUAUCUUUUACUAUAAUCCAGCAAUAAAGAGGAAAGAGGCACCAAUAACAACAGAGGAUGGAGGAGAGCCAAAAAUAUUUAAUUUUGGCUAUGACACAGAGGAUGGCGACUAUUUAUAUGAGAUAGGAGAUCAUAUCAACUACAGAUAUGAGAUUAUGAAGAAAUUGGGAAGAGGUGCUUUUGGAGUGGUUCUAAAAUGCCUAGAUCAUUAAAGUAAAGAGAUCAUUGCCUUGAAAAUACUCAAGAAUCAGAAGAAGUUACAUAAAUAAGGUAAAAUAGAGAUAAAAAUCCUUGCACUUUUGAGAGAUAAUGAUGUGGAGGACAAACGAAAUAUUGUGUUCAUCAAGGAUAGUUUCACCUUUAGAAAUCAUGUUGUAAGUAUACCCAUUGAUUUGAUUACUCUGCUAUAGUGUAUAUGCUUCGAAAUGCUAAGUAUAAAUCUGUAUUAGUUCAUUAAAAACAAUGAGUUCUAGGGUUUCUCAGUGGCACUUACUAAGAGAUUUACUACACAGAUUUUGAUAGCUUUGGCAUACCUUUAUAAAUACAAUAUUGUGCAUUGCGAUUUAAAACCUGAAAAUGUCUUGCUUAAAAAACCUAAUAAAUCUAGUAUCAAGCUAAUUGACUUCGGAAGUAGUUGUUUUGAGUCUGAGCGAUACUACACUUAUAUAUAAUCUAGAUUCUAUAGAGCACCUGAGAUCAUGCUAGGUAUACCUUACACUCCAGCAAUAGAUAUGUGGUCUUUAGGCUGCAUUGUAUAUGAGUGUUUAGUAGGUAUUCCAUUGUUUGCAGGAGAGAACGAAAGAGAUCAGAUGGCAGCUAUCAUGGAGGUAAUUGGAUUGCCACCUAGAUCUCUCAUAGCUAAAGCCACACGUAGAAAAGUCUUCUUCGAUGAUGACUACAACCCUAUAAUAAAGGUAAAUUCGAGAGGCAAACUUAGAAAGCCAGGCUCAAGAGCACUGGAAACUAUUUUAAAAGUAAAUGAUCCAGACCUCAUUCAGUUUUUAAAGGUAAAUUUCGCUAAAUAACGUAAUAUAGGGUUGCUUUGA
This is a messenger RNA of Stylonychia lemnae, 3033 nucleotides long. NCBI's taxonomy places the organism in Eukaryota, Ciliophora, Spirotrichea, Sporadotrichida, Oxytrichidae. The record is from the annotation of a GenBank genome assembly.